Molecule: messenger RNA, 1160 nt
Organism: Bactrocera latifrons
Lineage: Eukaryota; Metazoa; Arthropoda; Insecta; Diptera; Tephritidae
Gene: Fdx2
Product: adrenodoxin
Exons: 2
Coding region: 236-754 (172 amino acids)
Biological process (GO): P450-containing electron transport chain; positive regulation of oxidoreductase activity
Cellular component (GO): mitochondrion
Molecular function (GO): 2 iron, 2 sulfur cluster binding
Source: RefSeq, a predicted model, not a curated record
AAUGUGCAAAUGUGUGUUUCUGUUUAAUUUGCUGCUGUAAUCAGGUAUCGUGCACUUGAUUCCAAAAUAAGUUGAUUGCACUCGCACAUCAACGGGUGUGUUUUGUUCAAUAAUAUUUAUAUAUAGGGGUUACAUUGAUAAAAAACAACGUAACAAAACAGGCAACACCCGAGCUUGAUUGCAAUAUCGAACGAGCAGACCCUGCAAGUCUUUCAUACACCAUCGAAGUGAUAUUAUGGCAUUCGCCCAAAAUUUAGUCAGGUGCACCAUCAAUGCUGCCGUACUCAAAAGUGCCAGAAGCUUUUCAAAAAAUUCAAGUAACUUUAGCUUACUGCAAAGACGUAUUAAUCUUAAAUCGAUAACGAAUCAACAUUGUUUGCGAACAUUUUCUGUUGGCACACAACUUCACCAAGAUGUGAACGUUACAUUUUUACGCGCAAAUGGCCAGAAAAUACAAACAAAGGGAAAAGUUGGUGAUACCUUAUUGGAUGUGGUGGUUAAUAAUCACAUCGAUUUGGACGGUUUUGGCGCAUGUGAAGGCACACUAACCUGUUCGACAUGUCAUUUAAUCUUCAAAACAGCAGAUUUCGAGAAACUGCCAGAUAAAGCUAGUGAUGAAGAAUUAGAUAUGUUGGACUUAGCUUAUGAACUUACUGAAACUUCCCGGCUAGGUUGUCAAAUAACUCUUACAAAGGAUAUGGAUGGGCUGGUUGUAAGUGUGCCUGCAACAAUAAAUGACGCGCGCAGUGCGUAACCAAGGUUAAGCACUUGUUAAACUAAUUGCACACUUGACGAAACAAAUUAACUGCACAAACAUAGAAACACUUUUUAUGUAUAUAUAAAACCAAUUGUAAUAUAGCAUUGUGAUAACAUCAACAAAAUGUGUUCGCCGCGUCUACGUCAAAUAAAUUGACGGAUGGCCCGGAUGUUGCUUGCAUAAAUGAAUAUAAUAUUUGUAUAUAAACCAAUGCAUAUUGUUAAAGUCUCCGAAUAUACGUAUGUGUGUAUGUACUUGCAUAUAAAUAGCAGUUUAAAUCUUUCCAAUCCCAAAGAAAACUAAACCAGUAAGAACAAAACAAAGUAAGUGCAAACAAAAAAUGUAUACUAAUUUUAACUGAUUAUUUKUAUAAAAUAAAUAUCUGCUUUAAGCGAAAAUUAAA